AUGGAUCUCGGCUUCGUCUGGAUACAUAGUGUCGCCAUGAACCUUUCUGGGUCGCGUUUUUGCGCUGCCCAUCGCGACUUCAGCGGCGACCGACCCGUCGCCGUAGUGUCCAUGGAAUCCACGACAUGCGAGACAAUGACGGAGCCUGUUGAGAACUCUGACGAACGGUCCCCGUUCGCGAAGAUAUCGUCGGACGAGAGAACGUCUGACGAACGGUUCCUGUUCGCGAGGGAUAUCAAGAGCAAGCAAGUGUCACGAACAGUUCCCGUCCGCAAGGCGUCUACUGGCUGGUAUACGAACGGAACUCCUUGGCGAGACUGCGUGUUGAUGCCGCAUCCCGAAAAGUGGAAGGAUUUCUACGGUUUCGGGACUGCCCACCCGCUAUCAAAGCGCAGCCAAUGGGCAGGAACAAAAUGGAUAAACCUCGCUCAUUCACGCAACUUUCUCCGCUGCCCGGGCAGGGUGCCCCUCAUGAACGGCCACCCAUGCACCUCCCUCAUCGUCUUCUCGUCCAGAUUCAACGUGACACCGUAUCGCCAGUGCGCCCAGCUAUUGGCCACGAAAUGCCCAGGGCAGGCGUGCACACCAGUGCUCUGGGCGCAAAUGUUGGUUUCGUACGAGCGUUCGCCGUUGAGGGAAUGGCCAAAGCUCUACCAACCACGCCCCGCCUUAGGUUGCGCAUCUGAUAAGAAAAAUAAGAUGAAAGAUAUGAAUACGCACGAUAUCCAUAACCGGGCCCAGGUACAUAUUCACGCCUUUCCCUCGGAACUCUUCACCGAGCGCGGCACCGCUUGCGCGCAUCAGCGGCCUGCUGAACGACGACGCCGUGUUGAUGCCAUUCGGGAAGCCCGCUACGCCCUUUACGAGCCACAGUCCGGCCGUGCCGUCUUGAAAGCAAAUCGAAGGAACGCCUAG
Molecule: messenger RNA, 915 nt
Organism: Pleurotus ostreatus (oyster mushroom)
Lineage: Eukaryota; Fungi; Basidiomycota; Agaricomycetes; Agaricales; Pleurotaceae
Exons: 1
Coding region: 1-915 (304 amino acids)
Source: RefSeq, a predicted model, not a curated record